AUAAUGGACCUGCAGAAUUAUUCCUUGGUGUCAGAAUUUGUGUUGCAUGGACUCUGUACUUCACGGCAUCUCCAAAAUUUUUUCUUUAUAUUCUUCUCUGGAACCUAUGUGGCCACUGUGCUUGGUAACUUUAUCAUUGUGGUUACUGUAACUUUUGACCCCUGCUUGCACUCUUCCCCUAUGUACUUCCUCCUGGGGAAUCUAUCUUUCCUGGACAUAUGGCUGGCCUCAUUUGCCACCCCCAAGAUGAUCAAGGACUUCCUUAGUGAUCAAAAACUCAUCUCCUUUGGAGGAUGUAUGGCUCAAAUCUUCUUUUUGCAUUUUAUUGGUGGGGCUGAGAUGGUACUUCUCGUUUCCAUGGCCUAUGACAGAUAUGUGGCCAUAUGCAAACCCUUGCAUUACAUGACCAUGAUGAGCCGGCAGACUUGCCUGAGGCUGGUGUUGGUUUCGUGGGUCAUUGGAUUUGUGCACUCCACCAGUCAAGUAGCCUUUACUGUGAACUUACCUUACUGUGGCCCCAAUGAGGUGGACAGCUUCUUCUGUGACCUUCCUCUUGUGAUCAAGCUUGCCUGCAUGGACACCUAUGUCUUGGGCAUACUUAUGAUUUCAGACAGUGGGUUGCUUUCCUUGAGCUGUUUUCUGCUCCUCGUGAUCUCCUACACUGUUAUCCUCGUCACAGUCCAACACAAUGUCACUGGUGGGGUAUACAAAGCACUCUCUACUUGUUCUGCUCAUAUCAUGGUAGUCACACUCUUCUUUGGGCCCUGCAUUUUCAUUUACGUGUGGCCUUUCAGCCGGUUCUCUGUGGACAAGCUCCUCUCUGUGUUUUACACCAUUUUUACUCCACUCUUGAACCCCCUUAUCUACACAUUGAGAAAUAAAGACAUGAAAACAGCUAUGAAGAAACUGUGGAGCCGACCUGUGACUAUUCACUGA
This is a messenger RNA of Equus quagga, 936 nucleotides long. RefSeq names its product olfactory receptor 4K14. Gene Ontology annotation, molecular function: olfactory receptor activity; G protein-coupled receptor activity. The transcript has a single exon. The record is from RefSeq and is a predicted model, not a curated record. NCBI's taxonomy places the organism in Eukaryota, Metazoa, Chordata, Mammalia, Perissodactyla, Equidae. Bases 4 to 936 code for a protein of 310 amino acids. Gene Ontology annotation, cellular component: membrane. Gene Ontology annotation, biological process: G protein-coupled receptor signaling pathway.